This is a messenger RNA of Arachis stenosperma, 2556 nucleotides long. RefSeq lists its product as uncharacterized. The transcript is spliced from 13 exons. The record is from RefSeq and is a predicted model, not a curated record. The coding region runs from base 62 to 2068 and encodes 668 amino acids. Lineage: Eukaryota; Viridiplantae; Streptophyta; Magnoliopsida; Fabales; Fabaceae.
UAGCGCAGAAACUGACUCCUCUCCUUUGAAGUUCGUUCUCUCGUAACUCGGUGAGUCGAUAAUGGAGCGACGUGACUGUGGCUACAACGUGGAUGUUGAUUCCGUCAUGGACGUAGAUCAGCGUCAAGAAGAAAACGAAGAAGAUCAAGAGAAGGUUGAGGAAGAUCCUUUUCUCCAGUUCGUCGAUUACGCUAGAUCAGAGCUGUUGUCACUGGAAGGAGAUCCAAACGGUGAUGGUGAUGGAACCAGUGGACCUGGCUGGAGCUGGAUCGUAUUGCGGAUCCUUAAGACUUGCAAGGCUUAUUCAUGCGGUGUCACUCCUGCGAUCUUGCUCUCUGAACUCUCUCAGACAUGGUGCGAACAACGCAGGAAUGGUGCUCCUAAGAAGAGGCUUGAGUUAAUCAACCAGCUCAAGAAGGAACAUCGUAGGGUGAAGCUUCCAAAUACAGUUACCAUUGAUUCAAUAUACCAGAAGAAGUUCCUGUCCUUGAAUAGCGUUCUGGAAGCUGUUAUUAUUGAUGCAUUUGUACUUCCGGGCACAAACAUCCACAUGCUUACAUUAGGGGAUUAUUGGAGCUCCAAUAUCAUAGAUCUUUAUCUACACCGUAGAUUCUAUGACAUGGCAGACCUACAGAAUGGAAUUCUGAAAAGAGGGAGGGAGAUUUUCCUCACUGGUUGUUAUCUCCGAAGUGCCUCUGAAGGUUCCGGUUAUCCACGUCUUUUGCCUACAGAGUAUCUUGUAAUUCUAUUGGACGAGAAUCAGGACGAUGAUGCAAUGCUAUUAGCAGCUCAGUUUUGUUCGGACUCAUUCUCUUCGAUUUCUCUUGAUGCAGUGAACACAGGAGCUUCAUAUUCAUUUUAUGCGAGGAUUGAAGGCAUUGAAUCUAUGGAAAUUCAAGGAAGCUAUGGAAGCUUACAAGGGAAACGGAUUACUCUUGUUGAUGGUGAUGAUGUCAGAUUCAAGUUUUUCCUGUGGGGUGAGCAGAUUGUCCUUGCAAAUCUUUUCAGUGUGGGAAGCAUGCUUGCGCUGGACAAACCAUAUAUUGCAAUCUCCGCUGAGUGUGAUACUGAAGUAAGUGAGGAAUUUUGUCUUGAAUAUGGAACUGCAACACAACUAUACUUGGUGCCUUACAUUCAACAUGAAGAACAGGUGUGUGUAACAUUGACGCCGAAUCGUCAUCAAAAUUCAAGGCCCUUGAGUUCAUGUAAUCCUAGCCAGGGUCUCAGGCUUUCUCAAGUGAGCUUGCCCCGCGAUUCUCAGGGUACCAUUGAUUUCAGUAAUUAUCCUUUUCGGUCAUUUGUGGUCGACCUUCGCAACAAGAUGACAAGUGUCAGCCUUUAUGGAGUUGUUAAAGAUAUCAUCAAAGAAGACACUAAACAAGAAACUGUUUUCUCUUUAAAAAUUGCUGAUAGUAGUGGAGCGAUUUGGGCAAAGCUUCAUUUUUCCGAGUUCUGGUCAUUAGGAAGAGUAAGCGUGGGCCACACUGUAUUUAUAUCUGGCUUGACAUGCAUCUCGUCCAAACAAAAGCGUCUCGAAGUAUCUUGGGUUGAGAAUGGUAUUGGCGCUUCUUUCAUCAAUCUCAGUUGCUUACCAGCAUUGAUAAACUCAUAUUGCCUUCAUAAUCUGUCCCAGCUAUCUGAUAUUUUUAACAAGACAAGCUAUGCGCAAGUAUGUCGAGUCUGGCUCGAUCCGAUUGAAUAUUAUUCUGUUCAUACAAGAUUUUCACAUACACUAUGUGGUCACUUUGUCAAUAAGAUGCCUAGUGGAUUUUUAGAAUGCAGCUUUUGUCAUAAAAUCUGUGGUGCUGAGGUAGUUCGUACUUUCGAUCUGAAGAUUACUUUAGCAGAUGAAAGUAAGAAAGUUCUAGCAUGGUGUACUGGUCAAACGGCUAUGGAUCUGUUCCAAAUUUCUCCUGAGGAAUUUGACGAACUUCCCGAGGUGGAACAAGUAAUGUAUCGUUCAUCGUUGGAAAAAGAGAAAUUUAUGGUUGCGCUGGUAAAUUGUGAGCGGGAUGGGUUAGACGACUCAGUUUCAUGGGAAAUUACUCGCGCAUACAAGUGUGAUUAAGAGUCGAAUGAUGCACACGUAAGGCUAUUUGUAAAGUUCCUAUAAGUUUGCCAUGGAGUUGGGUAAUGUUUACCCCGAUAAGCAUAAGACGUUUCAGAUCUUUGACGUCGAUUCGGUGAAAAGCCAAGGUAGCGCAAUAUUUCCUGUUCAUGAAUCAGAGUGUACCCUUCGUCGUGAGAAAAUGAGUCUUGGUAGAUUGUGCUGAUAAGUUGCAAGUGUUAAGUCGGACGAUUCAAUUUCAUGGGAAAUUACUUGUGGAUGUAACCGGAUUAUGCACUGCUAAGGCUUUUUGUGAAUACCCAAAGAAGCUGCAACGAAACUUGGAUUAGGGUUUGUCCCUCCAAGGAGAAGGCCAUUUCAUAUGUCAUCAAUGACAGAAAGUCAGAAACUGUGCAGAGCCAAAGGUAGCACAUUAUUUCCUUGUAUUCACUGUAAAAAUCUGAUAGGCAAUUACUUUGUGCCGGAUUGUUAAUUUUUGCACGGUUAAU